Messenger RNA from Corvus hawaiiensis (hawaiian crow), 3433 nucleotides. It is a transcript of the gene SRFBP1, whose product is annotated as serum response factor binding protein 1. Bases 91 to 1407 code for a protein of 438 amino acids. Gene Ontology annotation, cellular component: nucleus; 90S preribosome. NCBI's taxonomy places the organism in Eukaryota, Metazoa, Chordata, Aves, Passeriformes, Corvidae. Gene Ontology annotation, biological process: maturation of SSU-rRNA. The record is from RefSeq and is a predicted model, not a curated record. The transcript is spliced from 8 exons.
CGCGGUUUCGGUUCCUGCGGCGGCGUGGGGAGCGCUCGGAGCGGCCCGGGCACGGCGCGGCCUGCGGGGCUUUGCGGAGGCGCCGGCGCCAUGGCUCCCGUGCUGAACCUCAACAACGAGGUUGUGAAGAUGAGAAAAGAUGUGAAGAAGGCCAGAGUCCUGACUAUUCGCAGACUAACCAGACACAUCGGGAAAUUAAAAUUGAAAAAGGGUUCAGAAGACUUGAAAUUAAAGAACCAAAAACGAGUUGAGAGAUUAAUAGAAGAAAUCCAUGCCAUGAAGGACAUAAAACCAGAUGAAGUUACCAGACUUGCUCUUAGGACAGAAGUUAAUUUUGAAACUGUCUGCAGAAAGCCAAAUUGUACUGCAGCUGAGCGAGCCAUGGCAAGACUUGCAACACACCCCACCUUGAAGCCCAGAUUUCUUGAACUUAAAGCUGCUGUUAAAGCUUUUAAGGAUGCAAGAAAGAACCCAGACAAAGCCACUCCUAUGAAAAAGGAUAAGUCAGAAGAACAGCCUAAAUCAGCGCAACAUUCCAAGAGCAGCUUGGAUGACCAAGCUCCUAAGCUACCUCAAAAACAGCAAGGAUGUGAACACAAAACGAAGCCAGCCAUGAAAAUAGAAACUGACAAGGUGGUUGAAGAACUCUGUGAGAGUGAAUCUGAGCAGAAAACUGUGGAAAUGGAGGGAGCAUAUAGUCCAGAAGAAUCUUCAUUUCAGGCAGUAGAAAUGCAAGCAGUCACUCAAAAUAAAACAGGAAAGAAACUUGACUAUCAAAAAAGGAAAGAAAAUCUGAGUAUGAACAAAUUAAAUGCAAUAAAAGAAAUAAUUGAUGAUAGUGACCAAGAGCAUCCCAGUAAAAAGGAGUACUUUGAUGAUAGUACUGAAGAGAGGUUUUAUAAUGAGUCAUCAGAUUCUGACAGUGACAGCAGUGAUGACUUCUUCAUUGGCAAAGUAAAAAAAAAGAAAAAAGUAGCAGCAGUUAAUAAUUUUUCUUCAACAAAAGAGAAGGAUAGGCUUCAGAAAAACACAGUGAAGACAGAAAAGAGCACAGUGCCUGGGAUAGCACAAGAUUUGAUCAUGGAAGAGAGAAAGCCACUUGCAAAAGCAAGCAAGCUGGAAUCAGUGUUCUGCAGUUCGUUGUCUACCACCAACCAGAACUCUCAGAACAGAAGAAGACAUGCUAAAGACCAGCCUCUCAAAAAUGAAAGAACAGGUUUUCUUAAAAAUGAAACAAAGCUCAAGAAGAAACCAUUUGCAAAAACUUCAGGGGGUAUUAAAGGCAACAAUAAGAAAGCAUGUUUGGAGCAGCCUCUUCAUCCUUCAUGGGAAGCAAGCAGGAGACGCAGAGAGCAAAUGUCUCAAAUUACAGUAUUCCAGGGGAAAAAGAUUAAAUUUGAUGACUAGACUAUAUGUAAAUGGAGAUUCAAAAAAAAUUUUUUUCCAACUGCUGUUUGAAAAUUUUUGUUAUUCUGUCCAUAUCCUUUGCAUCCUACAAAAUUGCAACUGCUAUUAUUUGCCAUCUUAGAACAGUCAAGAUUGCUUCAUUCAUUCUGUGUGCUGUCUGUUGAUUAAUGUGAUGGCCAUAUAGUGUUUGUUCAUAAAUCCCAUUAUGUAGUGCCCCCAUUCAUGAAAUACACCCUAACGUGAAGGAAGGGUUUUUAGGAACAUAAUCUGUGCCCUGUCAGAAUGGUACAGAUUCUUUCGAGGGGGGUUUGGAAGGACUUUUUUGUAUGUGAAAGAGGGUACUUUAUAUGAGAAUUUGGUUGUCAAAAGAAAGGUUCUAUAUUGUCAAAUACAUCUCAACUGAGACAAAGUAAAAGAUUCUUGAACUUGAAGAGACUUCACAAAUUCAUCACUGUAUCAGGUAGCUGGAAGAGCCAGUCAGUUGUAAGCAUAAUAUGAAAAUUUCUGGAGAGAAUAAAAUACUGUGCUUUUAAAUUGUGAUCUCUGUCUUCUGAUUAUGCUGCCAAUUUGAAGAACUGAAAGGGUGUCUUUCAUACUUUAUUCUGGUAGGUACAUCUGGAUUCAUCAACAUGUGUGUCCAACUCUUUCUGAAAGAAUGUGAAAACCUGAAAAAACUUUGUACACUAAGAAACGUUUGACUUUUAAGUGCCAGUCUGACAUAGGGAGUUCAUUUGGUUGGGAUAUGACAAAAAAAUUUUACUAUUUCUUCAGGUGCUUUUCCAACUACCUAAUUGAAAGAAAUUCUGAACAUGUAAUUAAUCUUUAAUAGUGUUGUUUAUUUAAAUAUAGUUAUCUUUCAUAAUCAAAUUAAUUCAUAAACUUAGUAAAUUACUGCACUGUACUAUUCAUGUAACAUUUUGAGAUGCCUAGGGAAAGUCCUGCAUCAGACUAAAGGCCCAUCUAGCCUAGCAUCUUUGAAAGUAGUCAAAAAGGGAUGGUUUAAGGGUAGAGGGAGCACACAGGGAUACACCAUGCAACAUCCAUCUCUUCAAGCUUCCAGUUUUACAGCUCAACGACAUCAUGUGAUAUUGCAGCUUAUGGUGUUUAAUAAUCCUCUAUGGAUUUCCUUUCUUCAGAUUUGUCUGAAAUCCAUGCAAACCUGUAGAAUAUGUCAUCCCUUAAGGGUAGAUGGCCUUCCUACAUAUUUCAGUCUUAUAAAACCCAGUCUUGUUGUGUGUCUCAGCCAAAGCCAGCAGCCUCCUGGGCUGCAUUAGAAAAUGUUGCCAGCAGUAUGAGGGAGGUGAUCCUUGCCCUGGACUAAGCACAGAUAAAGCUACAUCUGAAGUGCUGGAACCGAUACUGGGCUCCCCAGCACAAGGUGCCGAGAAAGAUUGUGGAGUCUCCAUCCUUGGAGACAUUUAGAAUUUGACUGAGUCAUUCCUGGGUAGCUGUUUAAAGGUGGCCCUGCUUGGUCAGCAGGUUGGAACUGAAUCGUGUUUAGAGGUCUCUUGCUAUCACAUCUACUCCUGACCGCAGAGGAGUUGCUGUAAAUGUCUAAAAUACGUAGUCAUUGUGGAAUACCUCUGUGUAUUCUGCUUGGGAUGGCAUUAGAGUCAAAUGGCAGGAACAACUUCAAUUUUUUUAAUGUAAUGUUACUCUGUUGCUGGUAUGGCCGAUUCUGUCUCCCUCUCCUGCACAGAGGGAGGGGGCAAUUCCUGCCCAUUGUCCGUCCCAUCCUGUGUGAAGUUCUUGAAGACUAAACCUUCAAGUUGGUCCAUUCUGUAUUAAUAUCUAGGCAUGGUUUGCCCCACAUGGUUAGGCUUGCUUUUCUAAAUACUGAACAAAUGUCAGUAUGUGUAAUACUAUCUUAAAUGGCAUUGUCUCCCAGAGGAAUGAGAAAUUCAAGCAACCUUCCAUUUCCAAGUGGGUUUUGUUGCUGUUAUUUUCACUGUACCAUAUGGAUUUUAAGGCCAAAAGUAUUUAAGUAUUUAAGGCCAAAAGCUUCAAAAUAAAGCACAAAAAUAUG